ACUAUGAUAGGGCAAGGGUUUCCCGGUGCGAAUCUUAUAGGACAGCUCCUAAGUCAAAUCACGCAGCCAUUGUCAAAGGCGAUAGUAAAGCGUGCGAAGAAACGGCCGCUUUUAAGAAAAUACGUUCUGAUUCAACUGGGACGUUUUUAUUACUGGUGCGAAGAUAUGAUAAAGUGGCGACAGAUUUCAGUCAUAGCGAAAAAAAGACCCGUUGACGACGAUCGCACAAUGGAAAUAGGAACGACAUUACUACUCGAGGCAUUGGUCUUUGGACUUUUGGGGAGCGUACUUAUAUACGAGACACGAAAGGCUGGAAAGAGAUCGCGCGUCGCUGAGCAGUUGAAAAUUCAAGAGCUCAACGACUUAGAGGUGAAGAAAGAUCGGCUGAUACGGCAAGUAAAGGAUCAAGUGAUCUUGACGAAACAGCUCAAAGAAAUCAUUGUGGAGUAUUCGAGACAAGUCGGGUGUACCUUACCUAGUAGUCCCGAGGAGAAAGGCGAAUAG
Molecule: messenger RNA, 504 nt
Organism: Cyphomyrmex costatus
Lineage: Eukaryota; Metazoa; Arthropoda; Insecta; Hymenoptera; Formicidae
Product: putative OPA3-like protein CG13603
Exons: 2
Coding region: 4-504 (166 amino acids)
Biological process (GO): regulation of lipid metabolic process
Cellular component (GO): mitochondrion
Source: RefSeq, a predicted model, not a curated record